CAGGCGCUGCCGCAGCGAGGUCGGCCCGGGCUUUGCAAGCGCCGCCAGCAGGAGGAGGAUCGGGGCGGCCGCUCCUCGCUCUCCUCCCACCCCCUCACCUCUGAUGAACCUCGCGUCCAGCUAGCCGGAGAGCCUCCCCAGGCAGCGGCUGCAGCCGGAGGAAGAGCGGGAGGGAAGCCUGCCAGCGCGCUCGGUCCGAUCAGCCGCAGCGCCGGCGCCUGGGCCGUUCCAGACAGGCGACCCUCCUUGGGCCACCGCUUAGCGAGCCGGGAUGGCCGUUCCGUUGAGCGACAGCGAGAAAAGGAAACAGAUCAGUGUGCGGGGCAUCGCCGGGCUGGGCGAUGUGGCGGAGAUUAGGAAGAGCUUCAACCGGCACCUCCAUUUCACCCUGGUGAAAGACCGGAAUGUGGCCACCCCGCGGGAUUAUUUUUUCGCCUUGGCGCACACCGUGCGGGAUCACUUGGUGGGACGGUGGAUCCGCACCCAGCAGUAUUAUUACGAGAAGGACCCCAAGCGUAUUUAUUACCUGUCUCUGGAAUUCUAUAUGGGCCGAACACUUCAGAACACGAUGGUGAACCUUGGUCUGCAGAAUGCCUGCGAUGAAGCUAUUUAUCAGCUCGGCCUAGACUUAGAAGAGUUGGAAGAGAUUGAGGAAGAUGCUGGCCUUGGCAAUGGAGGACUGGGGCGUCUGGCAGCUUGCUUUCUGGACUCUAUGGCAACACUGGGGCUUGCAGCCUACGGCUACGGAAUCCGCUACGAAUUUGGCAUUUUUAAUCAAAAGAUUGUCAAUGGCUGGCAGGUGGAAGAAGCUGAUGAUUGGCUGCGGUACGGCAAUCCUUGGGAAAAAGCCCGCCCUGAAUACAUGCUUCCUGUACAUUUCUAUGGUCGGGUAGACCAUACUCCUAAUGGGGUUAAAUGGAUUGAUACUCAGGUUGUUCUUGCCAUGCCUUAUGAUACGCCUGUUCCAGGAUACAAGAACAAUACAGUUAAUACCAUGAGACUGUGGUCAGCCAAGGCACCUAAUGAUUUCAACCUUGAAGAGUUUAAUGUUGGUGAUUAUAUCCAGGCUGUGUUGGAUAGAAACCUGGCAGAAAACAUAUCCAGAGUGUUGUACCCCAAUGAUAAUUUUUUUGAAGGAAAGGAAUUGCGUCUGAAACAGGAGUACUUCGUGGUCGCUGCCACUCUCCAGGACAUCAUACGACGAUUCAAGUCUUCCAAAUUUGGAUGUCGCGAUCCAGUGAGGACCUGCUUCGAAACCUUCCCUGACAAGGUUGCCAUUCAGCUCAAUGACACUCACCCAGCCCUCUCCAUUCCUGAGCUCAUGAGGAUCUUUGUUGAUGUUGAACAUAUGGAUUGGGAUAAGGCCUGGGAAAUCACAAAGCGAACAUGUGCAUACACCAACCAUACAGUGCUGCCCGAAGCCCUGGAGCGCUGGCCGGUGUCUAUGUUUGAGAAGCUCCUGCCAAGGCACCUGGAGAUCAUUUAUGCUAUCAACCAAAAGCAUCUGGAUUAUGUGGCUACUCUCUUUCCUGGAGAUGUUGACCGCCUCCGAAGGAUGUCUGUGAUUGAGGAAGGAGACUGCAAGAGGAUCAAUAUGGCCCACCUGUGUGUCAUUGGUUCUCAUGCAGUCAACGGAGUGGCUCAGAUUCAUUCGGAGAUUGUGAAGAAUUCUGUAUUCAAAGAUUUCUAUGAGAUAGAGCCAGAGAAGUUUCAAAACAAGACCAAUGGCAUCACUCCCAGGCGAUGGCUUCUACUGUGUAACCCAGGACUCUCUGAAGUCAUUGUGGAGAGGAUUGGGGAAGAUUUCCUAACUGAUCUUAGCCAGCUAAAGAAACUGCUGGAUUUUGUCAACGAUGAGGCCUUUAUCAGGGAUGUAGCCAAAGUUAAACAGGAGAACAAGCUGAAGUUCUCAGCAUACUUGGAAGAACAAUACAAAGUGAAAAUCAACCCUUCCUCUAUGUUUGAUGUCCACGUUAAGAGAAUUCAUGAAUACAAGAGGCAGCUCCUCAAUUGCCUGCAUAUAAUCACUCUCUACAACCGCAUCAGAAAAGACCCAAAAAAAUCCUAUGUGCCAAGAACAGUUAUGAUUGGAGGAAAGGCAGCUCCAGGCUACCACAUGGCAAAAAUGAUUAUCAGAUUGAUCACAGCCAUUGGGGAAAUAGUCAAUAAUGACCCUUACAUAGGAGAUAGACUCAAAGUCAUAUUUUUGGAGAACUACAGGGUGUCUCUUGCUGAAAAAGUGAUUCCUGCUGCAGAUCUAUCUGAGCAGAUCUCCACAGCUGGGACUGAAGCUUCGGGGACAGGAAACAUGAAAUUCAUGCUGAAUGGAGCCCUCACCAUUGGGACCAUGGACGGGGCCAAUGUGGAAAUGGCUGAAGAAGCUGGGGAGGAUAAUUUGUUCAUUUUUGGCAUGCGGGUGGAUGACGUUGAGGCAAUGGAUGAGAAAGGGUACAGUGCUAAGGAAUACUAUGACAGGAUCCCAGAGCUCAGGCAAGUUAUUGAUCAAAUAAAUAGUGGAUUCUUCUCACCAAAUGAUCCUAGUUGCUUCCAAGAUGUCGUCAACAUGUUGAUGUAUCAUGACAGGUUUAAAGUAUUUGCUGAUUAUGAAGCCUACAUCAAAUGUCAAGGGCAGGUGGACCAACUAUACAUGAAUCCUAGGGAAUGGACUAAAAAGGUAAUUAAGAACAUUGCGUGCUCUGGCAAGUUUUCCAGUGACAGGACAAUUACUGAGUAUGCCAGAGAGAUAUGGGGAGUGGAACCUUCUGCUGUGAAAAUUCCUCCGCCAAACAUACCUAGAGAGUAAAUCUGCCAUUAGAAGGUGCAUGCAAUCACCCUGAUGGGCUUCCUGCUGCUGCUGCUAAGACAUUCCUGCUUCCCAGUGACUUUUCAAACAUGUAUUUUACCACACAUUGCUUGUUUCAUCUUUAUAAACAUAUAGUUGAAAUGAGGGCACCUGGUGCUUCAGAUGAUAGUAAGAAAGAGUUGACCAAAUCGUAUGGGCUGUAAUAAGAUUCAAGAUCUGAAACAGAAAGCUCAAGCAAAAAAAAAAGUGUUAUAAUCUUGCCCUCUUUUAAAAAUCCAAUUUAACUAAUGUGGUUUAUAUGCAUGCAUGCAUUAUAUGCUGAGGGGUUCCUCAAGCUCCCAAACUUGUUAGUUCCUAUGGCAGUUCCCCUUUCUGGUCAGUUAGAAGAUGCCAACAAAGCCCAGAAUUGGAUGGGGUGGAAAAUGUGAUUCCACGGGGAUAAUUGUUGCCUUCCAGAGGGAGCUAGACUGGGACCCUUCUGUGGCUCAGGAAAAUGCAUUUUCCACAUAACUCAUUUUGAAGACAUUUCUUUCUCUUGAUUGCAGUGGCGUCUGUAGCAAACUGUGCUUGCAUCAAAAUGACAUGUACAUGGUGGCAUCAUGAUACAAACUUUGCUCUUAGGUACUUGUAUCCUGAUGACUAACACACAUACCCAGUUGUGGGUUUAGCAUCAUGACACACAUUUCAUCACAUGUCCCUCUUCUCUCUCUUCCCCACCCCUGGAAACCUAGGGUCAUUAGAACCAUUGCUGAUCCCCAGAACAGUACUUUUUAACCUAGAAUCAUUCCAAGUGACCUGUUAGCACAAACUUAAAGAUCAGGAUACUUUUUCCCACAGGGACAUGGAGUUCAAAGAGGGUUAAUGGUGCCAAAGAACCUGUUUGCUUUCCUCUGAAAAGAGCAUGCCUGUAUGACACGUGAUUCAUGAAGUUCACACCCAGCCUGGUGCCUUCAAGAUGCACUGGGACUACCCAGCCAGGCUGAAUUAAGUCAAAUUACCAGCCAUUUUCUGUGGUCUGCUAGAUUCUGGAUAGUUUUCAGAGCAAGUGGCAAUAAAUAAAGAAUUAGACAUUUGCUCAGCCUUCUGGUAGGCUGCUAAGCUUUGCUUUAGGAGCUAGACUUUAUCUGUGUAUGUUUCAAAUUCUGCAGCUAUAUGGAUUAUUUAGGACAAUCUUGAAAUAUCUGUCACUUAUCAGAGUGAAACCUCCACCUCCAUCCAGAGUCUUUCCUGAGUCAGUGCCGGCUCUAGAGGUCAUGUUUCUAGUAUUUUAAAAGUAUAUUGCAUCUUCUGUGAAGCCCCUUGAGUUUUAAUUUCAGGCAGUAACAUCAGCCUUUUGGGGAUCUGCCAGGUCUUCUAGCCUGGUUGCUAAAUAGAUGGAUGUUUCUUUUCUGCAAAUGCCAAGGAAAUUGACUGGAGAUGUUUUAGAACUCAACAAAUCCUUGAAUGGCAACUUUGUUUGCACUUCAAUGUAAAUAACAAGAAUGGAAAUGAAUGUAUGUUCCUAUAAACUUCCAGAACCAAAAGUUCAACAAACAUGCUGUUUUCCUUUUCAGAUUUCUUAAUAAAGACGUUAUCAAUCUAAUACCAGGUCAAUGAAAUAAUGAAUAUAAUCUGAAGUGUUCCUUCUCUGACCUGAUGCCCUUCAGAUGUCUUGUGGAAGUAGCUUCCCACCAUCAGGGAGUUACACAGGAGCAGGAGGCUAGAGACAGCUGCCUAAUCUUUGCCUCCCCUUAGACGAAUGUUUAGGCUUGCCACAUAUAGACAAGAGCAAUACAACUUUAUCGAAUGUAGGUAAUAGCGACCACUGCUUUCAGAACAGACAGCAAACAGGCAUGCAAUAAUAGCACCCCUCACUUAACAGGAGGAAGACUUUGUCAAAAACACGUGACCAGUUUGGUCAAAACUGAUACCCUGAUCAUCUGUUGAGAAGUGAGGAUAGAGAGCUGAUGGAGCUAGGAGAUCAGAAUUGAAUGAAACCCAAUAAUUUCAUAAAUUCCAGUACGCAUAAGUAACAAAAUUUAAAUGCUUGCAUUAUUCCAGAAAACAACAAAUUGAAAACCAAACCAUUUUUGUGGUAUUCAUUUUACAUCAGUCUGUUGUAUUUUUGUCUAAACAAAACUUUAGUGCUGUUUUGCUACAUUUAAGCAAAGGAUCUUCUGUCAAUAAUUCUUUUGACAAAAAUAAUUGAAGAAAAAUAUAUGAUUUUCUAUUUUGUGUAGGCCAUAACUUUUAACUCCCUAAUUAACUGUGUUAGAAGUUCAGUUCUUGCAUGUUUAUACAAUGUUUAAGAAUAUUAUAUAAUAUAUCUGUAUCCUUAGCGCUACAGUACCUCAUUUCAAAUGACCUGAUACUGGGUUUUAUAUCUUACUAAGCCAAGAUGUUUGUAAGUAUGUUAUUCACUCAUGCAGCUUCUUUGAUCUUCUGUUUGUGGUAUGUAGCCAUAAAUAUACAAUUAUAAUUUCCAGAUUCAUCCAAACUGGAAAGACCCUUAGCACAAGCCAAGCUCUUAAACUACAGUUUAAGAUUUAUUUACAAUUUUAAAUUGUUCCAAUACUAAUAACCAUCAUUUCUCAGCUCAGCAGAAAUUGGAAUCUAUGAUUAAUUGGAAUCUGUUUGGUCUGAUUGCUACAUUUUGUAAAAGGAGGAGAAAAAAUGGCAGUAGUAAUAGUAGUGGGCAAAUGAUUUCUACUAAUCUGGGUUUAUAAACAGAUUAUAUCAAUAUGGCUACAGUUUUAUUCUAUAAGGUAGUAAUUAUUUUCAGAAUGUUAAUUGUGAGGGAGCACUUUAGUUUUCAUAGCAGAACCAUCAUAUGUCAUGUUAUGAAUUACAUUCUGAGUUAUAUUCUAGAACGCCCAUGCAGGGAUGAAAGAUGAUCAUGAAACAUGAUUAACCAGAGGUUGGUAAGAAGAACACGUGUCUGCCACCACUGAUUGGCUAACUGAGGAAUUCCCAAAGAACUUCCCUAAUUCACUGUUUGAAAUCGCCUGCCAGAGAGUAUCUUACUUUAAUCAUUGAAAGAUACCCCAUACCAUUGUGUAGGAUGGGUACUGGGAAGUCAAUCUAGGACCCUGCUUUUUUAACCCUUGCAGAUUCCUGCUUCUCAGAUUCAAAACCAUCUUAAUUGGCACCUACAGAUAUUUCCUGUUUCUCAGAUACAAGGCCACUUUGUACUUAAUCAUGAAGGGCAGGCAUGAUCCAAGAGAACAAAAUAGUCAUUUGGACAUUAAUAAAACAUUCUGAUGUUUCCUGAGUGGGUUUUUACACUGUCAGAUAGUUACAUGUGCAGCACAUGACAUAGAACACAGCCAAGUAAAAGAACAUCAAGAAAGAGCAUCCAGUAAGUUAAACAAUGGAAGUAAAUAAUUCUACAAGGCUAUGAGUCUGCCAAUAAUAAAUCACAAUUUUCUUGUGCUGACAAGCAAAAGUUCAAAUCCCUUGUCUUAUAAAACAGCUACAGACAAUAUUUACAUAACCUUUUAGAUUCUUGCUUUAGUAUUGCCAGCUAAGGGCCCAGUCUGACAUCCAAAGCAUUGAAAAUACAGAAUUAAGUAGGGGUGGCCAUGUCCUCUGGGGCCCACUUUAAGGCAUAUCAUUCCCUGCUCAGUUUACUAAAAUAAAACUCUACAUAAAUACCCCAAAUUAAUCAUAGUAUUUCUUUAGCUAGGCUGGUCCCAAUCCAACCAAUAUCACUCUUUAAUAAGCAAAGUGGUAUUUAUGUCCUCCUAAAGAUGAAAGGAAUGCAGCUAACUAUAAUAGGAUUGAGCAAUUUCUUGGCUGGUCACUGAAAAUAGAAGUAAAUCAGCAAAGGUAGAGAAAAAGCUUUAAAAUACCAACAAGAGUUAGCCUUUAACAUGGUGAUGGUUUUGAAUCAGUAAUUUCUCAUGCUUCAUCUAGAGUUUAUAUAAGCUCAAAAAAGUCUAUCCUUCCCUUGCUGGUUUAUAGCUUCCCUCAAAAAUUGUAUCGCCUUAAUUGUUCCAAGAAGUAAAAUUGUGCAGUGAAACUGUAGUUAGAUAGCAGGUUCAUAACAACAAAGUAGUUGAACAUGAACAUUGUGUUGAAAAAGCAUUGAGAAAUUCACUAUAUGUUGUCAUCAGGCUGCACAUGAAAGCCAUCCUUAAGGGCAUUUGAGACAAAGGCUAGUCUCCAAAAUAUAUUGUACCCAGUAGCUUUAUUUGGUUGUUGCUCUUAGAAAAUAACCAUUCUCCUUGCCUUCCAUUGCAUGGCCAAAUUUAUCUCCAUAUUGAAGAAAAUAAAUAGGUGGGCCGUUCCAGGUUUAAAGCUCAUAGAUUUCGGAUAUUGGAUGGCAUCGUUUCCAUGUGUUCUUAUGAAAUGCAGAAUAUAUAUAAUUCAGGAAUUCCAGGGAGCACAAUAUUGUGUUUAAGGAAUGCUGCUAAACUUUUGAUAGGAAUUGUUUUUAGGUUGAUUACAGUUCAGUGUUCCUAUGAUUUAUUUUGCUGCCAUGAAAUGCUUCAAAUAAGGGAAUAACGAAUUACUCUUCUCAGCAUGUGCAGAACAUUUUUUCCUAAAGAAAUUGUGUGGAUUGUGUUGCUGUUAUUAUUUACACCUAAGCAAAGUUAAGCAUUACAGGUUUCUGCUGACAAAGUCCUAUCAUGUCUUGAGAUUUGUGCAUAGAAUAUUGCAUGUUUGCGAGCAUUCCCAUCUCAUGUGUAUUUUGCAUUGCACUCUUAAGCAUGUGUUGUCCUACUCCCAAUUAUUUUUCUUCAUGGUCUGUAAAACUAUUGUGAGCAACUCUUCAGAGAGAAUAUCUCUUCAAGCAAGAAUUAGCCAAGCAGGAGGCUGGAGCAAGCAAAUUAGCAGUUACUGUGCUUGCUAAAUAAAUGUAUAUGUCACAAUCA
Molecule: messenger RNA, 7659 nt
Organism: Python bivittatus (Burmese python)
Lineage: Eukaryota; Metazoa; Chordata; Lepidosauria; Squamata; Pythonidae
Gene: PYGB
Product: glycogen phosphorylase B
Biological process (GO): glycogen catabolic process
Cellular component (GO): cytoplasm
Molecular function (GO): glycogen phosphorylase activity; pyridoxal phosphate binding
Source: RefSeq, a predicted model, not a curated record